Messenger RNA from Phalacrocorax carbo (great cormorant), 1831 nucleotides. The record is from RefSeq and is a predicted model, not a curated record. Lineage: Eukaryota; Metazoa; Chordata; Aves; Suliformes; Phalacrocoracidae.
CUCCCCGCCGCAGGCCGGCCCUGCCGGGGUUGUCCUGGGGCCAUCCCGGGGCUCCCCGGUCCCGCCAUGGCGGAUUUGAUCCUCAACGUGAACUUCGCCCCCUCCGAGCGCCCCAGGAAGAAAGAAACCGGUAAUCGAAAGCACAAGAGCUUCCUGCGGCGGCGGCGGGCGCUGGAGCGGCGGGACGUGAGGGGGGCGAAGCCACCGCCGCCGCCCACCGGGAGCGGCUUCCGAAGGAAACCGGGCCCUGGGGCCGGGAGCCGGGGGGCUGCCGGGGGUGGCCCGGGGAGGCCGAGCUCCGCCCGACCCACGCCGUGCCCUGAAGGCCCCGGUGCCGCCACACAGAACGGCUCCGCCAGCCCCGGGGAACCGGGGGUCCCCUCCAAACCGAACCCUCCAGCCCGCGGCGCCGCGAAGAGAGCCCUCAAACCCCGCAGCAUCCCCCCGCAACCCAGCAAACUGGUGGCCAUAGACUGCGAGAUGGUGGGGACGGGGCCCGGCGGCCGCACCAGCGACCUGGCCCGCUGCAGCAUCGUGGGCUACUGCGGCGACGUCGUGUACGACCGCUACAUCCGCCCCGCCGCCCCCAUCGUGGACUACCGCACCCGCUGGAGCGGCAUUCGGCGGCAGCACAUGGCCAACGCCGUCCCUUUCAGCAAAGCCCAGCGAGAGAUCCUGCGCAUCCUCUCGGGGAAGAUCGUGGUCGGCCAUGCCAUCUACAACGACUUCAAGGCGCUCAAAUACUUCCACCCCAAAGAGCUCACCCGGGACACGUCCAAAAUCCCCUUGCUGAACCGUAAGGGCGGCUUCCCGGAGAAUGCUGCCAUCUCCCUGAAGCGCCUCGCCAAGGAGCUGCUGCACAAGGACAUCCAGGUCGGGAAGAGCGGCCACUCCUCGGUGGAGGAUGCCCGAGCCACCAUGGAGCUCUACAAGGUGGUGGAGGCGGAGUGGGAGCAACACCUGAUGCUGAAUCCCGAGCAGGAGUGACAGCCCCCGCAGCCCGGUCCUGCACCCUGAGAGGUGCCCAGAGCCUGCGGGGAGGAGCCGCCAGUGCCAAGGGGCCACUCCGUCCGUCCGGGCGAGGUAGCAGGGACGGACAGACGGUGGGAGCGAGGAGCCAGGCGCAACCACCCCUCGUCCCCAUGCCCCCACGUGCCUUGUCACGCCGUUUUCGCCCCAGGAUCACGGGGGGGAGCUGGCGCCAGGCUGUGCCUUCCUUGGGGCGGGGGGGGUCUCUGGGGUCCUGCACGACCCCACCCCAGAACCGCUCGGUGCUGCCAGAGGUGCCGGUAACACGGCAGGGCCCGAGCCGGAGCGGGGCUGUGGGUCUGGGUGUGGCAGCGGGGCUCUGCCGGCUGCGCUGGCCCCGGUGCCCCGGCCCGGAGUCAGUGCCCAGGGCGGGCUCCUACCCCUCCCGGUUCUUCCCAUCUUGCAAAACUACCUCUGACAAGGACAGGAACCGCCGAAGGGCUCCGGGCCGCGGCAGGGGCGUGGGACCGGGAAGCAACUCCUGCCAAAAAAGUCCCCGCUCCCGUUUCGGAGCUGCGCCCCUUCGAUGAUUUGGGUGCCAUCUUCCUCGUUGCGUAAGUGCUGCCGCGAGUGCGGGGGCCGGGACAAGCCCAGGCACGGGGGGGGAACCGGUGUCACCCCCUCCACCCCGGUGACGCCACGUCCUUCCACAAAUGCCUCCGAACACCCGACAUUCGGUUGUUCUCUGAACUCUCGAAUGUGCCCCGAGUUCUCAAUCCCCAGCCCGGGGGAAGGGUUGGGGGCGGCUUUGAACUGAAAUGUUUUACGUCCAAAAUCCCAAUUAAAAAGAAAUGAUUAACGA